Molecule: messenger RNA, 2269 nt
Organism: Cyphomyrmex costatus
Lineage: Eukaryota; Metazoa; Arthropoda; Insecta; Hymenoptera; Formicidae
Gene: lwr
Product: ubiquitin conjugating enzyme lesswright
Exons: 13
Coding region: 118-2100 (660 amino acids)
Source: RefSeq, a predicted model, not a curated record
UUUCCGUCCACGAAAAACGUAAAACCGCUCGUCUACAAUCCGGCAGAUUUAUCGCCCCGAUCUCGAUGAAAUAUUCAUCACGUCGCGGACAGACUCGCGAAAAGACGGGAUCCUCGAAUGUCCAGCGGGAGCGCAUCGUUCACUGAUACGACGGUACACGGCAAGCUGGAACCACCGAGAUCACUGCACGGUGUCGAGGAUGCCGAGGUCAUUUGGGACACGAUCACGCGGCGAUUUCCAAAUGCGGCACCGCUUCUCUGCGAGAUGGAAACAGUGAUCGAACGAGCGGAAGAUCUGCUGCAGCAGCUCAAAACGCCUUGCACUCAGGGAAAUGACACGUCCAGCUCGUUUCACACACCGGAUUCUCGGGAAUCUAACGCGACGAUUUCGAUGGUAUCCGACAUAGAAUCGUUUGCCGAAGAAACGAAUAUUUCAGAACAUCGCGAAAUCACCGAGAACGUUGAAACACAACUGAAGGUGCACGAUAUUCACGAAAAGCAAACGGAUUUAGAGUUUCGACGUUGUAAUGAGCAAUCUAUUCAGUACGAAAAGAAACCUCAGGAAUAUCAUUUGAAUUCACCUUUAAGAAUCGACGACAUUGUUCAACAUUUUGAAACAAGCUCGAUGAAUAAAUGUCACAAUUCCCAAGAGGAAUCAAAUACUGACAUAAAGGAUAAUGUUGACGAAGCAAUCGAUGUGAAUUCAGAAGAACGAUUGAUGAAAGCAGUGGGUGAAGCAAAUAGCUUGGAAGGAUGGACAAACAUAACUGAUAAUGCAUUGUAUGAUAACGAUUCGGAAAUGAGACCAAGCGUCGACAAAAAUAUAGAUGAUCAAUCAUUGAAAGUCAACAAUGAUGAUGACACUUGUGAUAAAAAUGAUGAAAAAGUCAGUGUUGCAAGAUGUUCUGCAAAUCAUCGCUCACCGUUUACUAUCCUUGAAGAAUAUGCGAAGCAGUGUAAAGUGCCAAUCAAAUACAACUGCAAUAAAUCAAAACCGAAUUUGUAUGUGAUAAAUGGUGACCUGUGUGGAUUUCGCGCAAUGUCAUGUGCCGCGACCGAAGAUCUGGCCAAAAACGAAUGUGCGGCAAAAAUAUUGUGGAUGAUAGCCGUGCGUCAGAUGGAUGGCUCGAAAUCUGUCAGCGGGUUAUUAGAUUUCUCGAGGGAUGAGAUGUUAGAAAUAGUUGCACUUGAAGGCGAGUUGAAGAACGCGUCACAAAAACUCUACAAACUUUGUCUCGAAAAAGGAGAAUCUAUUCCGGAGUAUACUACUGACAAUUUGAUGACACAUCAAGGGAUUAUGCACACAGCUCAUUGCGCAGCUUUAGGUCAUGUCGGUGUCGGACAAAAAUCGAGGAUAGAUAGCGCUAAAAUUGCUGCUGCUGAAAAUUUAUAUCAGAAAUAUUUUUGUAAGGAGCAACGUGAUCUGGCCGUAUCGACCUUCUAUUUCAUUGCUUGGAGGCUUGGAGGCGGGAGCCAUUAUUUAAGGAAGAAAAAAAAGAAGAAGAAGAAGAGCUUUGCUUGUGUGUGCUACCAGUUGCGCCAGGCCGCCGACAGUUGGCCGCUACCGUCGAGUGCUGCAAGCGGGUUGAAAAUCGCAUCACUGCCGCAUCGUCGAAGACUAAUGUCAGGCAUAGCAAUAGCCAGGCUCGCCGAGGAGCGCAAAGCGUGGAGGAAGGACCAUCCGUUUGGCUUCGUAGCUAGACCAACUAAAAAUCCAGAUGGUUCCCUGAACUUGAUGAGUUGGGAAUGUGCGAUACCUGGAAAGAAAUCUACUCCUUGGGAAGGUGGCCUAUACAAGUUACGUAUGAUUUUCAAAGACGACUAUCCUUCCAGCCCUCCAAAAUGUAAAUUUGAACCUCCUCUAUUCCAUCCAAACGUUUAUCCAUCUGGUACUGUCUGUUUGUCGCUUUUGGAUGAAGAGAAAGACUGGCGACCAGCUAUCACAAUCAAGCAAAUCCUCCUUGGUAUUCAAGAUUUAUUGAACGAGCCAAAUGUGAAAGAUCCAGCUCAAGCCGAAGCUUAUACAAUAUAUUGCCAAAACCGUUUGGAAUAUGAGAAACGUGUUAAAGCUCAAGCCAGAGCAAUGGCUCCACAAGAAUAAGUUACAAGAAUCGUCAAAUUGACUUAUUUAAAAUAUGUGAGAAAGAUAUUGUAUGUGGAUAAUACAUUAUAAACUAAUUCAUACCUCUUUAUAUAAUUAAUCUUUUUUUACGAAUAAUUAAUAUAUGUUAUAACUAAUUAAGUAGUCCAUGAUCUUAACAUUUAUUUAU